UCCGUCUUCUCCAGCCAGCUCUGCCCCAUACCAGUCAGUCUUCUCCUUCUUCUUCACACUUCAACACCUCCACAACUCCACCGCAUGCUUCAAUCUUCAAUUACUCUAAUUGAUUUGCUGAAUCUUCCACUAGCUCAUAUAAACCAUGAUGGGCUCCGAGAACCACCACGACUCGAAGGAAGAGAUGGAGAGUCUCAUCCUCGACGACCCGCCGCCUCCGUUGAACAACGGCGCCGACAAAUCCUCCUCAUCGUAUUCCAAUUACCGCAGCGCCAUGUCGUCCCUCGCCGAUAGUCACCACCCGCUCGCCGCGUCAUCUCCCGUCCCGGCUGAUUCCGAUCCCCUCCUCACGGCGCCACCGCCGUUCCGCGAUCUCCGAAACCCUAACGGCGCCGACGUCCUCGACCCGCCGUCCUACGCCGACGUGGUCUUCAGUCCGCUCGACGGCGAGUCGAUCGGCGAAAUCAACGGCGCCGAGAGUCCGAGCAAAAGCUCCGACCACUCCAGCUCUUACUCGCUGUCGCGAUCUCCGUCGUCGAGCUCCGAGUACAUCAAAAUCACGGUGGCGAAUCCUCAGAAGGAGCAGGAGUCCACGAACUCGGUCAUCCCCGGAGGCAACACUCACGUGACGUACCUGAUCACGACGAGGACGAACAUCCCGGAGUUCGGUGGAUCCGAGUUCGGCGUGCGGCGGCGGUUUCGCGACGUGGUGACGUUAUCGGACCGGCUGGCGGAGGCGUACAGAGGGUUCUUCAUUCCGCCGCGGCCGGAUAAGAACGUGGUGGAGAGCCAGGUGAUGCAGAAGCAGGAGUUUGUUGAGCAAAGAAGAGUGGCCUUGGAGAAGUACUUACGACGGCUAGCGGCUCACCCUGUGAUCAAGAAGAGUGAUGAGCUCAAGGUGUUUCUGCAAGUCCAGGGGAGGCUGCCGCUGGCUUUGACUACUGACGUGGCGUCAAGAAUGCUGGAUGGGGCAGCUAAACUGCCCAAGCAGUUGUUCGGGGAGAGUGCUCCGGUGGCUCCACACGAGGUGGUUCAGCCUGCGAGAGGCGGUAGGGACUUGUUGAGGUUGUUUAAGGAGCUGAAGCAGUCUGUGGCCAAUGACUGGGGAGGUUCGAAGCCGCUGGUGGGGGAGGAGGAUAAGGAGUUUAUGGAGAAGAAAGACCACAUGCAGGAGCUCGAGCAACAACUUAGCAAUGCGUCGCAGCAGGCUGAAUCACUUGUAAAAGCUCAACAAGACAUGGGAGAGACUAUGGGAGAGUUAGGACUAGCGUUUAUAAAGUUGACGAAAUUUGAGAAUGAAGAGGCCUUGUUUAACUCCCAAAGAAUACGUGCUGCUGACAUGAAGAAUGUGGCAACAGCUGCUGUCAAAGCCAGUCGAUACUAUCGAGAAUUGAAUUCUCACACUGUCAAACAUUUGGACACAUUCCAUGAGUAUCUUGGGCUAAUGUUAUCAGUCAAUGGUGCAUUCUCGGAUCGAUCAAGUGCUUUGUUGACAGUUCAGACUCUUCUAUCAGAAUUGGGCUCAUUGCAAUCAAGAGCUGAGAAACUUGAAGUUGCAUCAAACAAAAUUUUUGGUGGUGACAAAUCAAGGACUCGCAAACUAGAGGAGUUAAAUGAAACCAUAAGAGCUACCGAGGAUGCCAAGAAUAUAGCAAUAAGAGAAUAUGAAAGAAUCAAGGAAAACAACAGAAGUGAAUUGGAAAGGCUUGACAGUGAGAGGAAUGCCGAUUUCUUGAACAUGUUGAAGGGGUUUGUCCAUAAUCAGGUGGGAUAUGCCGAGAAAAUAGCAAACGUGUGGUCCAAGGUUGCCGAGGAGACUAGCUCGUACGCAAGAGAGAGCUCUUGAACCCCUGUGGCUGUAAAUGAAGUUUCUGCCACUUCUUUUUUCUUUAGAUUUAAUUGAUACCACUUGAAAGGAAAUUUUCAUUACAUUACAUUCAUAAGUAACCAAGAAAGGGAGCCGUUGAUAGUUCAUAAGUUUAUGUGUCCCAAGGUUGUAUCUGUUACAUAGUUAAUCAAACAUUUUUAGAGUUCAUACCGUAAAUUGGUGCUUGUUUGAUUUUGGUACUUCGAAUCUGCUGGGUUGUGGCAAAUGGGAUAGAAUGGGGAGGACAUUGUGGUGUGUGAUGAUACUCUUGGUUCAUAGAAUCAGUGUGCUACUUUGUUUUGCUGAUUCUUUCAUCAUCAUCCUGUGAGAUGGCCUUUUUUUUUUUCCUUUUGUUCAUUGUAAGGCUCUUCACCAUGUAACUGUUCAAAAGUGGGAAAACUUGGUGGUUCUGUCAUUUCCUUAGAUUAGAAAAUUAAUCGACUUGAUUAUUCAUUUA
Argentina anserina (silverweed cinquefoil) is the source of this 2324-nucleotide messenger RNA. Its product is annotated as sorting nexin 2B-like. The record is from RefSeq and is a predicted model, not a curated record. The transcript is spliced from 5 exons. The coding region runs from base 146 to 1846 and encodes 566 amino acids. Lineage: Eukaryota; Viridiplantae; Streptophyta; Magnoliopsida; Rosales; Rosaceae. Gene Ontology annotation, molecular function: phosphatidylinositol binding.